Molecule: messenger RNA, 285 nt
Organism: Penicillium bovifimosum
Lineage: Eukaryota; Fungi; Ascomycota; Eurotiomycetes; Eurotiales; Aspergillaceae
Exons: 2
Coding region: 1-285 (94 amino acids)
Source: RefSeq, a predicted model, not a curated record
AUGUCGAACGACAACAGCCAAAGCCAAAACCCCGGACUCCUCGGUGGCCUCGGCGAUACACUAGGCAAAACAGUCGGCGGCGUGACAAACACACUCGGCUCAACAGUCAGCGGCCUCGGCUCAACCGUCGGCGACGCAACGUCCGGCCUUGGACAGACGGUUUCGGGUGCCACGGAGGGACUCGGGAAUACGACGAAGAACGUGGGACAAAGUGCGCAGAAGGGGGUGUCUAGUACUGGAGGGAAGGAGCAGACUGCGGAUAAUCCACUUGGAUUGAACAAGUAG